Messenger RNA from Drosophila bipectinata, 979 nucleotides. The record is from RefSeq and is a predicted model, not a curated record. Lineage: Eukaryota; Metazoa; Arthropoda; Insecta; Diptera; Drosophilidae.
AUGUCCGAGGAGAAGUCGGAAAUGGCAAACCCUGCACUAGUCGAAAUGGCCGGACCCUCGACAUCCGGCGAACAGCAGCAGGAGCAACAGGUCCCCCCACAAGGUGGAGCAACAGGCGAAGCUAAAGCCCCGGAAUCUGCCAAACCCAAACACCUCGUUGCAGCCCCGAAGAAGCACCGCCAACGAUUCUUGCCGAUAAGCCGCACCCUGGAGCUGCCACCUCUGAUCCUGGAACACACCAGCCUGGAGUCGGUGCCGCAGCACCUGGAGAAGCUAAUGGAUCAGUACAAGGACGGCAAGUACCCGCCGGCUCCCGAGCUGCUUCUCCUGCUGAUUUACCUGCUGGCUCUGGAGUCGGGCUUCGCGGAGGAGGAGACGUACAUGCAGAAGAGGCACCGCCUGGAGCCGGUGGCGACCUUCAGCAGCUUCCAUGCCCGCAACGUCCGGCUGCUGAGUGAACAGCCCGCCAACUACACGGUCAGCUUCAACGACACCAUGUACUCGAUGCGCCUGCGCACCCUGCUGGACAAGCACGCCUCGGAGGGCGCCGCCCUGGUGGCCGCCCUGCAGUCCCGCCUGACGGCCAUCACCGUGGGCGACCAGCUAAUGGUGACCCUCUCCCCGGCGCCCAGCUCCAACCUGCCCGGCUACAGCAUCAGCCUCUCGAUCGGCCGCUACGUGCUCAACGUCCAGUCGAAGACGAAGCCCAUCCACCACCGGUUCCGCAAGCUGGACGAGCUCUCCUUCCAGCUGAAGAACAACGUCUUCCAGCCGAUGCGGUCGCAGCAGCUCAUUCAGAUGGCCCAGACGCUGCAGCCCUCUCUCCUGGGACUGCCCGAGGAGCUGUACGAGGAGAUCUUCGUCUACCUGAAUCCUCAGCAGAUGAAGGUGGUGUCGCAGGUCAACCGGCAGCUCAACUACUACAGCACUCAGUCGAAGAGACUCAAGGGGGGGAGGAAAUAAAUUUCCAUGAAAUUUA